AUGUCUAGGACCCGGGAAUUUUGGUCGCAUAUCGUAAGUUCGUCGAGAAUUUUAAACUGCCAGGCGGAGUCGAUUCUUCGCAGAUGCUAUGCGAAGAGAGUCAAAGGUGAUGGCUGCAGUAGAGCUCAUGUAGACAUCCCUCCUCCUGUCGAUCCAAUAUGUCCACAACCUUGUGAAAGACGCAAGAAGAAAAAAGAAGGGAUCCUGCACAAGAUCAAAUUGAAGGUCAUUGAGGGUGGGACUAAUUUCGGAACACCAUUUCGUCGCCUUGAAUGCAAAGGGCGAGACGUUUGUCUCAAAGAAUCGGUGAAGGCGUUACCGGAACCGAAGAAAACAAUCCCUCCAAUGCCGGAGCCUCGGCCUGGAGUCCAGGUAUCAGUGCUUGGUGCCGACACUGCCAUUGGGCAGUACGUUGCUCUGCUUCUAAAACAGUGCUCCUGCAUUAAAAAGCGUUGUCAAAUGAAUUUAAAAUUUGCUGAAAAUCACUACGUGUCCUACCUGAGCGCCCGCCGCGUCCACCACUCUGGGCUUAAUGGGUCCCCAUCUCAUGUAUGUUUCCACAAGUUCAGCACAGUCUUGUGCCUCCACGGCGGCACAAGACUGUGCUCAGCGCACAGCAACAAUGCUCAAAAAAGGCCUGAUAGGGAUGUGUUGAUACCGGCGAAUGACUGUAGGGAUUCUGGGAGUUGGUCUAUUGACGGAACCCGGAAUUCAGACAUAGUAUUGAUGCUAGAAAGCGGCUAUGUUAAUGUGGAUAUGCCAUUCGAGAAGAGAUUCCUCUACCAAGCGCCGAUAGUGAAGUGCUACGCUGACGCUAUCGCCAAUGAGUGUCCAAAGGCGUUCAUUAUUGUGUGUGCGUCACCGAUCGACUGCAUGGUACCAUUGAUCGCUGAGACGUUGAAAGAGACAGGCUGGUAUGACCCAAACAAGUUGCUUGGCUCGUUAGCAGUGCCAGAGAUGCGCGCGAGCACUCUCGCCGCGCGCGCCCUCUGUCUGGAACCACGGUACACUCGAGUACCAUGUGUAGGCGGCACAGAGGGAGACACGCUUGUACCUUUAUUCUCUAAAGCUGUUGAAUACUUCGAUUUUGCUCAGCACAAUGCUGAAAUGAUGACGGAGGCCGUAAGGAAUGCUCCGCUUGCGGUGUCGAGGUGUGACGGUCCUUGCCUGAGGGUAGGGGAUCUUGGCGAGGCCCAUGCGCUGGCUGGCCUGGUCACCUCCGUGGCACAUGCGCUCUUGUGCCAAGACAUUCCUAGAGUGACAGGUUUCGUUGAAACCGACCUUGGACAAAUAAUAUCCCCUGCCAGAUUCAUCGCAGGCCCCGUGGACAUUGGCGGCAGUGGCAUCAUCAGGAACCUCGGCUUACCGAAGAUGACCGAUCACGAAACCACUUAUAUGAAUCUAGCUUUGACCAGUCUCGGCUACAAACAGAAUAUGGUGUAUGACUGGUACAGUAAAUACUGCAGCUCCUCGACCCGGCUCGACGCCUGUCAAUUUGAAUUUUUCUGUCCUAAAUCUUAUAAUAGAUUUGACGACUGUGCUUAUGCUAAUGUGCAAUAA
Spodoptera exigua (beet armyworm) is the source of this 1560-nucleotide messenger RNA. Lineage: Eukaryota; Metazoa; Arthropoda; Insecta; Lepidoptera; Noctuidae. The record is from the annotation of a GenBank genome assembly.